Messenger RNA from Acaulospora morrowiae, 577 nucleotides. NCBI's taxonomy places the organism in Eukaryota, Fungi, Glomeromycota, Glomeromycetes, Diversisporales, Acaulosporaceae. The record is from the annotation of a GenBank genome assembly.
AUAAUAAAUAUGAAUUUUGCAGUUGUAACAAGGAAAAAAAGGCCAAACCAAGUAUAAAAAGGGCAUAUUCUCGUGUUUUUAAAUCACAACAUGAAAAUCCUUCACAAGCGGCACUAAUAAGAACUCGUAAUGAUUUAUUUGGAUACAAAUUGAACUUAGAUAAUGAGUUUUCAUUUAUUUUAUGCUCUACUUGUAACAGUAACUUUCAAAGGCUCAACAAACAUACAGAUCAAAAGAAAAUAUCUAUUGAAUCUACAAUCGGUUUAGAAGAUUUGCAUACCAUAGAAAUAGUGUCUGCCAAUGAUGAGUGCUUGUUAUCUGUAGACAAGGAAGGCUUUAAUCUUGAAGUAAAAUUGCUUGUUAAGUCAGGUUCUAUAACCAAUCCAGCAAAAUGGACUAAAUUGCCAUCUGUUAAUUACGUAAAAUUUUCCGAUGCUCUCCACAAAGAAAUUAUAUCUAUCUUGGAUAAUGAGAACAUUAAAAAGAAGCAUUAUCUAGUCGCGUACAAAAAUUCUGCUGCCAAUGGGGCAGGUACACAAUUAAUGGAUUUGUGCGAUUUUGAGAAAUUUCUUGAUGA